Anopheles aquasalis is the source of this 2505-nucleotide messenger RNA. RefSeq names its product uncoordinated (gene unc). NCBI's taxonomy places the organism in Eukaryota, Metazoa, Arthropoda, Insecta, Diptera, Culicidae. The record is from RefSeq and is a predicted model, not a curated record.
AUGCCAGAUUCCUCGCGCACCACGCUGGGCGAAAUUGAGGAUAUCGAUAGUGGUGAGCUCAAGGAUCAACUGAAACGAUGGAUCGAAGAGGAGGGCAUCGAAGCGAACAUUCAGCUGCAGAUGAAGAAAAAUUUAAUCGACAAAAUGAGUCGCACCACACUUGGUCGUAAAAUUGCUCUGAAACUACAAACGCAGCAUGGUAUCGUGCUAUCGCCACUGGUCCUCGUACUGAACACACUAGUGGCGGAGUUUCUGUACACCCAAAACUGCCAUUUUUCACUGUCCAUCUUCACCAACGAGAUACCCUUCAAGAACACGUUGCCAGAUUUUACCCGCUCACCCAAGUUCCGGCUCGAUCGCACGGAGCUGGGUGAAAUAUUUGAGGCCCUCGGGAUCGACCAUUACGGCGGGCUGAUGGCGAAGUAUGAAAAACAGGGCUCGCACCACAACAGCCAAUCGCUCCUGUAUAUCGUUUUUAAAUCGAUCCUGAGUUCGGUCAAGGCACAAGAAGUUAAAUUACGUCGUCUUCAGCGUGUGGAGCGACAGAAAACGAAUGCUCGCACCCUGUUGAAACGUUUCGAGAUUAAAAAGCUACACUGCAACGUUGAAAAACUCUUGCACCGCGUGAAACUCGUCGGAAAGGGUAUCGCUCAACUCGAACAAAGCCAUCGGAACGGGGCAGCAGACCCAUCGAAUCCAACCGGAAUCCCGUCAGCUCCAAAUGGCGGUGCAACUACUAGCAAGCGAGAAGAGGAAACUCUUUCACUGCAGAUGUGUUCAGAAAAUGUGUCCCGUUUGGUCGUUCGUUUGGAGUCAUGUACGAAAAUGUUUGAGCAGUUGUUAUCAUCGCUCCGGGUGGGAUCGAAGCAUGAUGCGCCGGCAGCGAAAUCGGCUGAGACGGCUGCAGCUGCGCCGUGUAGCUGUCGAGAAUCGAAGAAAAGUUACACAGAUUUCUUGCAAGAAUUAAAAUCAACGGAACACGGUAAACGAUAUGUGGCCAAACUUCAGAAACAAGUUAUGAAGCUGCUGGACAAAGAAAAGAAACAAGUACAAGAGCGCUACUCCAAGAAGUUGCAGGUACUCGAGCGAGAACAUAAGGAUACGGUGGAGAAAAUACUUUCCCGACCAUCUCAGCAAGAAUCAAUUUCACCAAAACGGCAAGAUACAAGGACUCAAGUAGAAACUAAUAGUGAAGACGUUAGUCAUCAUUUUAUGAAAAAAAUUGAUGAAAAAUUGGAUCAACUGCAUCAGCAUGAGCGCAACGUCGACAGUAAACUCGUGAUGCUCAGAAGUGAUUUGCAGAGACACGAGCAACACCAAAGCCGAUACUUUGAGUCAAUGAAGGCGGCAAAAACUAGGGAAGGGAAGCUGCAGGUCCUCCAGAACGUCGAGCGUGAGCUGUUGGCCACGUUCGAGGACGAAACGAACGCCAUUAUCCAGAAUGCAAAAACCACUAUCGAACAGCUGGAGAAAGAAAGCGACAAAAUCAACCACUCGUUUCAGCGAUACCUGCAAAAGCAGCGCGAGGACAAACGGCGGCUGAUUGAGGAAAAGGUGCAGAUUUGGACGAAAUACAACGACGAGAAACUGGAGCUUAAUCAGCGCGAACUAUUGAAUGGAAUGGCCUGUGAAGAGGAUCCGCCACUGGAGAGACCCGUGUCUGCUGUAACUGAAACGGAUGGACAAAUUCCUGUACAACAAGAUGCAGAUAAACCUACUUCCGCUGCAUCCACUGUUCGCUCGGCACACUUUGAGAACCCAUUCAAAUCGUUCGAUCCGUUACGCUACCUGAGACAAUCGCGCCCGAUCGAGCAUCGAAUGGUUGAUAUCGCAAUCGGCACAACCGUCGACACAGGCCAGCAGACAUCUUGUGAAGACCGCCAAUCCGAGGAUGCUAUUCCUGUUCACAAUGAGCCACCGCCAGGAGUGUCAUGUGCGACCGGCAGCAUAUGCCUCAGUGAGGCACUGGCCAAAGACACUCGAAACUUGCGGCAAAGCAUUGAAGAAAAUCUACAAAAGCUCGAUGAAAUGAGUCGAAUUGUGGCAAAAUCUGAUACGUCCUCAUCGAAACCAAAUGGUUCCAAGAGAACAUACGACAUUCAACGCCCGGCGCACCCCAUGCCAACGGUUGAACCACACUCGAACCGUAGCUUGGAUGACUGUUCCAGCAUCGAAAUGGGAUUAUCAGAAGGCGAGGUAGUUCAGCUCCAAGGUCCGCCAGAACAGGAUAACCUCCGGCGCCGUAGUAGCUCACCAAAGCUGGACACCACGCGAGACAUUUUGGACUACACAACACAAAAUAUUCUGAACGAGUGUGCCGCCGAGAGACCUCAGCUGAAUGGGAAAGCAAGGCAACCAAUUCCAGUAAAUGCGGUCAGUUUGAGUGAUCUGUCCAUCAGUACCAUCAGCCAGCUAUCGUGUGAAAAAAGCCAAAGCCUCGAUGGUGAGCUCGAUCGCAUCUCCACUGGGGUCCGUUCCCAUGAUUCGGAAGUUAGUUGGACUUGA